CCAAUGGCUACUUGUAACAAGCGUAGGUAGGUUGCACUGUCAUCAGUGGUAUUGACAUUCAUUAUUUAAAAAAAUAUUAGUGUUUUUGUUAAUUUUAGAUGCAUGCAUUCAUCUUCAUGUAUCGGCCCGGUUUUAUUCCCUCUAUCAAUACCAGGACACCGCAGAGAAACCCUGGUGCAGAGCCGGGGUGGGAACCUUGUAUCAGGGCCUUUGCUGUUGGGGGAGAACACAUACCGUCACACCUCAAGUUAUACAAGUAGUGGUGCUGCAUUUAGGUCUAGUCUCCCACUUAAUAUAAUGUCAAACGAAGAGAAAUGUUUGGUCCCAGAGAAUGCAUGGCAUCUUCACCUUUAUUGUAUUUUGUGUAGACGGUUCCCAUCCAUGGUUUAUAAUAAAAAGUCACGUCUCGGUCACUGAGAAAAUAAUUUAAAAUCAACUAUGUACCACUUUGUUUUGUCAGUUAAAAUAACAUUCCUACACACUCAAUAGUACCUGAAGGCAGCAUCACCGCUGAAGCUACACCCAGACGAUUCAGUCGCAUCAGUAGCAACGUUAACGAAACGCAUGACGGGAGGCUGAGAGCUGAUGAUACUUAACCUUAACUGAGCGGCAACCCAUUUCAAGAAAAUGAUUCCACAGCUGACCAACUCCUCCGUGUGUAUGCGGGACCCUCAGAGGGUGCAGGAGAUCCUAGAGUCCAUGGUGAAGGCUGGCUCCAACACCGUGCAGGUGAUCUCAGAUUUUGACAUGACUCUGACCAGAUUUGCAUACAAUGGCAAAAGGUGCCCUACCUGUCACAAUAUUCUUGACAACAGCAAACUCAUCUCCAAUGACUGCAAAGAAGAGCUGAAGGAGCUGCUCAACACAUACUACCCUAUAGAGAUAGACUCUUCACGGUCAAUAGCAGAUAAACUACCUCUCAUGGUGGAGUGGUGGACUAAAGCUCAUGAACUACUGGUACAGCAGGAGAUCAAGAAAGACCUGCUGGCCAUUGCGGUGCGGGAGUCCAAUGCCAUGCUGAGAGACGGCUACCAGCUCCUUUUCGACCACCUGUAUGAGCACAGCAUCCCUCUGCUCAUCUUCUCUGCUGGAAUAGGAGACAUCCUGGAAGAGGUCAUCCGCCAGAUGGGAGUCUACCACCCCAACGUCAAAGUCUUCUCCAACUACAUGGACUUCGACGAGUCUGGAGUGUUGAGGGCUUUCAAGGGAGAGCUGAUCCACAUCUACAACAAAAGGGAAGGUGCGCUGCUCAACACCGGCCACUUCCAGGAGCUGCGUACGCGGCCUAAUGUGCUGCUGCUGGGAGACUCUCUGGGAGACCUGACCAUGGCCGACGGGGUGCAGGACAUGGAAAACAUCCUCAAGAUCGGGUUCCUCAAUGACAAGGUGGACGAGAGGAAACAGUCUUACUUGGACUCGUACGACAUUGUGUUGGUAAAAGACGAGACCUUGGAAGUCCCCAAUGCGAUAAUGCUCUACCUUACUGGCAAUAAGUGAACACAUCACUGGCCCUUUUGUAUUUCACACUCCGGCCCCAUCAGUUCAGGAGGGCCCCUGCUCACAGAGGGCCAGUUUGAAGGCUUAUUUACUGGCAGCCAAGAAUGUUUCAUGAUCAUUUUAUUUUACGAAGUUAUUCACGAGUCCAGUCAGCCGCAUCCCUCUUUUAUGUCUUUGUCAAUCGGCCCUCCUCAUGUUCAUAGUAACACUGUAUUUGCACCACACUGGACGUGAUGGAAGCCAGAUUUACACCGUCUACCUACUCUGCAGCAUGUGAAGAGUGUGUGUGCGAGUGUGUGUGGGUGUGGGUGUGUGGAAGAGAUUAGAUUGCUUUGGUCUUCAUAUAGGAUGUAAUGAUAAAGGGAAAGAAAAGGGCAGCACUUGAUAUCUGGUUUGAAACUGGUCUCCAGCCUUUCACAAUAAAGCUCAUUUCCAGCCAUUUUUACUCUGAAACCUGCCGUUUUUAAAAAAGGUUUAAUGAUUUUCUUACAGUGUCAAGUCUUCUAUUUCUGGUCAUAUUGUCAAGCAUUCAGCACAGGUUCUAGUUUUUAUGAAAACAAGUGUUUUUCUUGUGUAACACCACACUAUGACACUACUAUGACAUCAGCACCCGACUUCAAGAGUGAAAUAAAAAGCUAUUUUUUAAAGUACGGUGAGAGGUCAAGUUAUUUGUAAGAACUAACUGUUACCUCAAAUUUUGUAGUAUUACAAAGAAAAACAUUGAUUCAAAAGUCUGCUACUUUACACAUUGUAACAAACUAAAGUGUCAUAAAAUGACUUAUUUAUUUCUUUAAUUUUCGGACUAUGUGCCAUUUUUUUGUCCGAACUCAUUUCCUUUUCAUAUGUUCCAACUUGUCUCAAAUAAAAAAGUGGUUCCACCCAUUAAUGAUCAUGUUUUAUUAUGCCUUAGCGCUGGUGACAGCUGUGGCCAGAGGCAUUAUGUUUUCGGGUUGUAUGAAACAUCCACUUAGACUCGAGGAUGAUUUAAAUUAGGUGGUCACUGUGACCGUGAGAACAAAAUGAUGACAUGAACGUAAACGCAUACAACCAUGAGGCGGCAAUUCUACUUAAAGUUUGAAUGAAUGAAAAAUGUUAAAACUGAGGCUAAUGAAUUGAAGUCUACCAAACUAAUUCACUGGUACAUUGAUAGUGUGGAAGAAAUAAAGCAGGUGUUGUCAUCAUUUUUCUAUAAAAGUUUAUUUUAUGUUUUACAACACUUAUUAUAUAAUUGUACAAACUUACCACUCAUACACUGUACAACCCAUGUUUUUUCUCAACAUUUUUAUAUGAGGCACUGCAUCGACUACUCAUUUUAUAAAGUCAUAUUUUGGAAGAAGGGCCCAGCCCAAAUGCGUGCGUGGGUAGUUCAAUGUGAAUCUUUCUGUCUUUUUUUCAACAUGACGCAAUUUCACUACAGACCAUCGUUCUUCCUUUCACAUUUUUCAAACACUCGUUUCCUUUGCACAACAUAUUUUAACAGAAUCUAGCAAAGCAGACUGCUCGACUGCCUUUAAAUAAAAGGCUCAACAGUGUUUCAAUCCCAGUAAAGACUGGGAUUGAAACACUGCACGCCGGCUCCUUACCACCAAUUAAAUAUCGCUCGCGUCCCCUUUACAGCUCGUCUCGUCUCGCUUGCUCAGGCUCGUCAUCCAGUUCAC
This is a messenger RNA of Anarrhichthys ocellatus (wolf-eel), 3155 nucleotides long. Its product is annotated as cytosolic 5'-nucleotidase 3. The record is from RefSeq and is a predicted model, not a curated record. Gene Ontology annotation, cellular component: cytoplasm. Gene Ontology annotation, molecular function: magnesium ion binding; 5'-nucleotidase activity. The transcript has 9 exons. NCBI's taxonomy places the organism in Eukaryota, Metazoa, Chordata, Actinopteri, Perciformes, Anarhichadidae. Bases 628 to 1497 code for a protein of 289 amino acids.